Messenger RNA from Phyllopteryx taeniolatus (common seadragon), 5600 nucleotides. RefSeq names its product sialoadhesin. NCBI's taxonomy places the organism in Eukaryota, Metazoa, Chordata, Actinopteri, Syngnathiformes, Syngnathidae. The transcript is spliced from 18 exons. The coding region runs from base 56 to 2011 and encodes 651 amino acids. The record is from RefSeq and is a predicted model, not a curated record.
GUUCUCGUUGAAUUGAGCUGAAUGAAGCUACUGUACUUUAAGGGAGUCCGCGGAGAUGUUGGCAGGUGCAUUACUUCUGGGCACAGUCCUUUCAACUUUACCAGGGGGCCAAAGCAGAUGGAGUGUGUUCUUUUCUCGAAGAGAGAUCUGUGUGUGGGCAGGAACGACCGUCACACUGCCCUGUCGCUAUGACUAUCCAUCAGGUCACACAGUGAAGCAGGUCAUGUGGUUUCGUGUAUCAGCAGAUGGUCAAAGGGAGUUCACCCAUCACACGGACAUAAACCAAAUCAGCCUGUCUUAUCGUGGACGCACACGCUACAUUGGUGGGAGCUACUCCAGCUGUUCGGUCCAAAUUCGGGCUGUCAAGCUGAGUGAUGCAGGCCAGUACCACUUCAGGUUCGAGACAGACCAGCCACUGGGAAGAUGGACCUCUCCAGACACCAUCACUCUCGACGUAACAGACCUCCAGGUCCAGCUGCAUCCAACCAGGCCAGCCAACAUGUUUGGCUUUGCGGAGACUGUGUUUGUAGGCUGCCAGGCCACAGGAUGUGCUGCCCCAGGAAGGGGCCUCGCAUUGUACAGGAAUGGUCUAAACCUGGGUUCCUAUGAUAAAUGGAUGAUUAUCAAACGCUUUGACCGAGUGCACACUGGAGCGUAUAUCUGUCGACCAAUCCCACCACAGAAUGUGCAGUCCCCGCCCCUGUCUCUGGCUCUCGGCCAUGCUCCUCGUUUUACUUCCAUCCGAGUUUCUCCUUUAGGGGGGAUGUCAGAGGGCUUCUCGGCCACUCUGUCGUGCACUAGUGAAGCAGCUCCGCCGGUAGAGAGCUUUGCCUGGUUCAAAGACAGGGAGACUGGCAGCAUCCCAGACAGUUUUGGGCCUCAGCUCCACCUUUCCCACCUUAAAUACACAGACAGAGGAGAGUACUUCUGUGUGGCGCGGAACUCCCUCGGAACCGAACGCUCCAAACCACUUCUUCUCAACGUGACAUUCUCCCCAAAAGACACCCGUGUGCUGAUGACACCAUCUGGUGACAUUCGAGAAGGCUCCUUUGUCAACCUCAGCUGUGUCAGCUGUGCCCACCCUCCUACCAGCAGGCAUGCUUGGUAUCGCAUCCUCGGAGACCAGGUGUUAGCGAAAGAAAGCGUCCAGAACUUGACGUUCCCCUCCGUGCGUGCUCACCACGCUGGUCGGUACUACUGCACGGCAUGGAACCAAUUAGGACAACAAACCUCUCAUACCACCACUCUCACUGUGCUGUACCCUCCCAAGAACACUUCAGUGCUGGCUCGUCCUUCCAGUGUGGUGGAUGCUGGCCGGCCUUUGACUCUGACCUGCAGCAGUCAUGCCAACCCAGCCGUGGACAACUUCACUUGGCAUCGUUUAACACACAACGGAGCAUCAGUACAAUCGUGGGGCAGCCGCACUGGUCCAGUGUUCACAUUCUCAGAGGUCGGGCCUGGAGAAAGUGGUCAGUACUACUGUGAGGCUCGAAACCGCAUCGGAGUCCACAGCUCCCCUGUCCUCACAGUGCGAGUCAGAGGACGGCUGAAGGUUAUUGCUUUGGCAUCAGCGGUGGGCGUGUCUGCUGGGCUCAUCACUCUGACAGUGGCCAUUAUGAUUAGUAAGAACAUGCACACGGUUGACAUGGAAUCAGUUCAGGUAGCAACCAAGCGACCCUCAGUGACAGCUGACACCAUGUUCUAUGAGACGACCCAACCAGCGGUGCCAGUGAGAGAGACCUUAAUGUCGGACAUACCAUCUCAUGUGCAGGAGGAACCCGAAGACUUGAGUGACAGCUCCCAUCCUGCCAUUGUUCCACUUAAGGAUGCUCCUCCAAUCACAGGAGCUGAAACAUACAGCCCCGCCUCCAAAUACAUCACAGUCCAUUACUCCAGACUGUCAAGGGGAGAGCAGGUACAAGUGCAAAACCUGCCACUUGGGGGCGAUAAGAAACCGAAGGAGUCCACCAAAGUUGUUUACAGUCUGGUGCCCCACCAUCCUCACCACUGACUUGAGAAGGAAGCUCAGGUGGGACAUACAUUUUUGAGUAAAAGUAAGAGCGUAGGUUUUAAUGCGCAAGUGUUGACGCACACAGCUACGCCACAACAUUGGCUAGACCUACACAUGUAAAGAGCUCAAUGAUGAGUAUCAAAUAUUGGCAAAGAUACAUGAAGUGGAGGUCAUUACCAUUGUAAACUACACCCAGAAUAAUGAACAUAUUGCAAAAUUACUAUUAAUCUAAAUGAAGCAUUGUUACCAUCCUCAGAAGGGCAAUUGGUUUCUUUUAUUUAUUUUUACUGCAUUCCUAGUGAGGAUAAGCUGUACAGAAAAUGGAUGGAUGGACGCUUCUAGUUUGGCAGCACGAUGGACGAGUGGUUAGCAAGUCUGCUUAACAGUUUUCGAAUAUCAGCUCACGCCCCCCGUGUGGAAUUAACAUGUUCUUGCCGCGCUUGCAUGGGUUUUCUCCGGGUACUUGGGCUUCCUCAUACAUUCCAAAAGCAUGCAUGUCAGGUUCAUUGAACACAGGUGUCAAACGCAAGCCCUGGGGCCAGAUCUGGCCCACCACAUCAUUUCAUGUGGCCCUGAAGAAAUUGUGCAUCUACUUCAUGAUCUUGCUAAAAUCAAUAUUGCAAUUUGUCUUCAAGUAGUUUUUGUUAACAAAACCCCUUUUGAAACAUAAUAGUUUUUAUUUAAUAAUAGGUGAACAAGCUAUUUUAAUAAAUUUCUGAUGUCAAAUCUAUCCAUCCAUCCAUUAGGAUCACAGGCGCGCUGGAACCUAUCCCAGCUGAUCCUGGGCGAGAGGCGGGGUGCACCAUGAACUGGUCGCCAGCCAGCCAGCCGCAGGGCACAAAUAAACAAACAACCAUUCACACUCACGUUCAUACCUACGGACAAUUUAGAGUCUUCAAUUACGCAUGUUUUUGGGAUGUGGGAGGAAACUGGCGUACCCGGAGAAAACCCACGCAGGCACGGGGAGAACAUGCAAACUCCACACAGGGGAAGCCGGAUUUGAACCCAGGUCCUCGGAACUGCGAGGAAGACGUCCUAACCAGUCGGCCACCGUGCCGUCAAUUAUUAAUUUUAUUGGUUAAAAACUGCUCAUGUUUAUUCUUUUUUCUUUUUUUAAUUCAUGUACCUAAUAAAUAAUUGGUUAAGGGAUUUAUUGUAAAUAUAAUAAAACAAUAUUUAAAAGAUAUAUAAUAUUUUAUUAUUAGAGUAAAUUAUUUGAAAGUACUUCUUUGGCCUCAUCUACAAAUGACCUGAAAAGUCAGAACUCAGGUUUAGAUUAAGAGCAUUUUAAACCUGCUUGCUGAAAUAUCCCCCUUGCUGGUGAACGACCGUCCUGCAAAUCAACCAACCAUUCACCAGCCCGGUGGAAAAACAGCUCGUCAGUGGCCGCUCAACCUGUGGAAUGAGACAAUACCGGCGUUUGGGGAACAGAUGUCAGGGCAUUGUUGUAAGCAGAUGAUGGGUGAUGGCGUUCGGGCUAAGGGAGCCUGGGCGUUUUGUUGAAUUUGUUACUGAUGCAGGUUCACCAAAAUCCUGAGAAGCAAACUCUGCAAUGUUGUUUAUGCAGUGCAGUUUAGUGAGGACUGCAAUGAUCUCUACAUUGGAGAAACCAAGCAACCCCUAUUCAAACAUUUGGCACAACAUUGGAGAGCAGUGCAUGCACAUCCAACUGCUGCAUGUUUCAGUACUUUUUGCACAACUUGCUGUUCUCUAACAGGUUCACAAAAGGUUCUCGAUCCCUAAACUGACCAAUAGAAAUUCCUGGUUCAAUUUGAAUUGUGAUUUAAACAGUCUUCUUUAUCGUGAUGUUUACAUUUUGACAUCUUGAUACCAAGAUGACACCUAAAAAUUGAUCAACAGUACCUCACCCUGAGGUAAGCGGCCACUGAUCUUAGAAUGUCACAGACAGUUUACGACACAGAGACUGAAUGAAGGAGUGUCACAGAAAGGCAUAGAAGUUGACAUCCUUAGGAAUUUAUUGGUUGUUUCGUGGAGCAAACACCUGUUGUGAAUUGUGUUGUUCAGCUCUGCGUUAGAAAACAGCAAGUUGUGCAAAAAGUGGGAACCAUUAAACAGUUGGACAUGUGCAUUCAAUAGUUCAGAGAACAUCUACAAAACUAUCUUGGGUUCCUCUUCACUAGUGAGGGAAUAAGAGAGCGGAAGAUUGACAGGCAGAUCGGUGCAGCGUCUCCAGUAAUGCGGACUCUGUAUCAGUCUGUCAUGCUGAAGAAGGAGCUGAGCCCAAAGGCCAAGCUCUCAAUUUACCGGUCGAUCUACGUUUCUACCCUCACCAUCGGUCACUAGCUGUGGGUCGUGACAAGAACAAGAUAGCGGAUACAAGCGGCCGAAAUGUGUUUCCUCUGCAAGGUGGCUGGGUUCUCCCUCAGAGAUAGGGUGAAAAGCUCGGUCAUCCUGGAGAAGCUCAGAGUCGAGCCGCUGCUCCUCCGCAUCGAGAGGAGCCAGAUGAGGUGGCUAGGGCAUCUUGUCACAAUGUCCCCUGGACACCUUCCUGGUGAAUGGUUCAAGCACGUCCCACUCGGAGGAGGUUCCAGGGACGACUCAGGACACGCUGGAGAGAAUGCGUCUCUCGGCUGACCUGGGAAUGCCUCGGGAUCCCCCCCCCCCCCGGAAGAGCUGGAAAAAAUGGCUGGGGAGAGGGAAGUAUGGGCUUCUCUGCUUUUAAACUGGUGCCCCCGUCACCCAAGCCCAGAUAAGUGGAAGAAGAUGGAUGGAUGGAUGGAUGGAUGGAUGGAUGGAUAUAGUGCAUUUUAGGUUAAUCCUGAAAUUUACAAAAAAAAAUAAAAAAUACCCAUAACUUUUAAUGUGAAUUAUAUCAGCUGCAAUUGGCUGGCCACCUGUGCGCCCAAAAGUCAGCUGGGAUAGGCCCCAGCUCACCCGCAACCCUAAUAAGGACACACGCUCUAGAAAAUGGAUGAAUGGUCCUUGUUAGGAGUUUGCAGCUAUGCCUAAUGUUAUCACUAAUUAUAUAUUUUUGUAUUGCAUGUAAAAGAUGCAAAAUAUAAAAACGCAAAGCAUAGGCCACCUGCAUAUCCUUGUAGAUCUCCUAAUAAUCUUAUUUUGAUUUCACAAAACAGUGCAACGUCUAUAUAUAGUUAUCAAACAAAAACAGCAGCAAUGAAUACUGAUUGAUUGUAUUUUUUGUAGGGAAAAAUACGUUACUCUGUUAUUCAUUGAAUGUGUGGUGUCUGAUGUGGUUCUGCUCUUUUCCACUGAGUUUUCCUGUGUGGAUCAAUCUCUUGUCAUUGACACCACGUGUGAGUUCUGAACAUAAUCACACAUGCUGACUCGUCACUGUCAUAUUAUCCAAACACCAACUUGUGGUUCUGCUGCUGAGUCCAUGUUCUUUUCAAUGUAUCGUAAAACACAAGUCAUCUGAAAUGAUCUAUGGUCAUGAAAAAACAAUAACACCAUAAAACAUUUCCCUUGCACGAUGCAAAUUAAGCCUGCUGCUGCUUUUUAGACUGAAACUCUUCAAUGAAAUACGGUAGAUAUCCAGUAGAUGGCACAUCAUGACUGUCUGCUUUAUUCGAAGUGAUGCUGCUUUUGCUCCAAUAGACAGUAAACUUUA